Phytophthora infestans T30-4 is the source of this 840-nucleotide messenger RNA. RefSeq lists its product as uncharacterized. The record is from RefSeq and is a predicted model, not a curated record. The transcript has a single exon. Lineage: Eukaryota; Oomycota; Peronosporomycetes; Peronosporales; Peronosporaceae. The coding region runs from base 1 to 840 and encodes 279 amino acids.
AUGGCCGCUCUCGCCGAUCAGGAGACCUCUAGUCCACCACUGAUCCAGCUCAAAAGCGACAUGCGCAACCUGGGAUCCGUCGUUAACGACGAAUACGGCACCUUUGAGGUGUCUAUUAUCGAGGCUGAGUCCGACUUCGAGAACCUGGAGAGGUACAAACCCGUCCUGAAUCGGUGCGAACGCGCCUGCCACGCAUGCUCAGAAGAAUGUUUGUUUAUUUGGUUGCUGCUAUCCGCUCCCUUCCAGCUCAUGACGUACAAGACGCUGCUGUUCCACGGCGCAAACGUCGUUUUUUCGGUGGUAGCACUCGGAUGCGUCACUACGUUGUACGCGGUCAAGCUACCGCUGACGCUGACAACAGCAUGCGCGGUCAGGUUCCAAAGCUUCGAGAUUUGGACGCUACGGCAUCUACUGCAAUUGGACUGCGUGCUGUUCAAUUUCAUAUCGCCCCCCAGCGAGCGCGUCAUGGUCUACGGUCCGUCCGUCCACAUGCAGCAGGAAGAGGGACUCUACGGCAUGUACGCGCAGCUCUACUUUGGCGGGAUCAAACUUCUGACCACGGGCGUUCCUGGCGCAAUUGCUGCGUCCAUGUUCUUCUGGUUGCUACAGAACGUCCUUUCGACGAUCAUCCAUCUCGGCGGCGACGCGGGGACAGAAGCGAGCUCCAUCAACGGCCACUCGCUGAGUGCUACGUACGAGCUGGACGUGAUGACGGUCGUAGCUAUUGUAGCCAUUUAUCCUUGCGUGUUGCUGCUACACGUCUUCGCCUUCAUGUCGCGGCAAUUCACUAUUUUUUUCUGCUCGCAAUAUCUGCUGUACGCCGGCGGUGUGUUAGCAUGA